GAGAAAGAUCGCGCAGGUGUUCAGCAGCCCGAACCUCGCGAAGAAUGCAACUUCUCACCUGCGCAUAAGAGGCUGCUGGCCUAUGAAUGGGACUGUGCUGUGGCCAACACUGCUUUCGGGACUUCAGUCAGGACUAUGUGCUGCCCAUGUGCCACUCUGAAUGCACUGGCCAGCUGUUUGCGAGAGCAGGGAGGGUGGGGCGGCCCACCGGGGGCGAGGUGGAAACAGGGCAAUGCCCCCUCCGUUCCGGAUCGCGGUGCUGGGAGCUCAGGGGGUGGGCAAGACGGCCAUUGUGCAGCGCUUUCUUCACGAUGACUACAGUGAAGUGGCGGUGUCCAGUAAGACACGGCGGAUGCAUCUUUCUGCCGCAGUGCUCAAUGGUCAUGUGCAUGACCUUCAGAUCACAGAUUAUCCAGCCAUCAGCAGCUUUCCUGUCAGCUCUCUACAGGAAUGGUCAGAUGUUUGCUGUCGAGGCAUUCGGAGCGCUCAUGUCUAUGUUCUGGUUUAUGACAUCUGCUGUUUCGACAGCUUUGAGUAUGUCAAGACCAUGCGGCAGCAGAUCUUAGAGAACAGAGUCAUGGGCUCUGGAGAGACGCCCAUUCUGAUUGUCGGCAACAAGCGUGAUCUGCAGCGAGGUCGCGUCAUCCCUCGACACAGCGUAUCUGACUUAGUCCGAAAGAGCUGGAAGUGUGGAUAUGUGGAGUGCUCUGCCAAGUUCAACUGGCACAUUUUACUGUUGUUCGGAGAGGCUCUCCGCAGCGUGGGUUGUGCCCGCUGCAAGCACGUCCAUGCCACCAUCCGUUUCCAGCGGGCGCUCAGGAGAGAGAGAUGCGUCCUAAUGUGAGCUCGCUGUUUCUCUUCUACAGAGCUCAUUCUAAAGCGGUUUAUGGCUAUGGACACUCUAUUAUUGUGUGGGCAGCUG
Messenger RNA from Sinocyclocheilus rhinocerous, 922 nucleotides. RefSeq names its product ras-like protein family member 10B. The record is from RefSeq and is a predicted model, not a curated record. The transcript is spliced from 4 exons. Gene Ontology annotation, molecular function: GTP binding; GTPase activity. Bases 161 to 844 code for a protein of 227 amino acids. Lineage: Eukaryota; Metazoa; Chordata; Actinopteri; Cypriniformes; Cyprinidae.